Messenger RNA from Panicum virgatum (switchgrass), 3122 nucleotides. Its product is annotated as rust resistance kinase Lr10-like. NCBI's taxonomy places the organism in Eukaryota, Viridiplantae, Streptophyta, Magnoliopsida, Poales, Poaceae. Gene Ontology annotation, molecular function: ATP binding; polysaccharide binding; protein kinase activity. The record is from RefSeq and is a predicted model, not a curated record. Gene Ontology annotation, biological process: protein phosphorylation. Bases 988 to 2838 code for a protein of 616 amino acids. The transcript has 3 exons.
CAGUUUUGACCAAAUUCAUACAAACUAAUAUUAAUAAUUAUAUUACAAAAUAAAUACCAUAAGAUUAAUCAUGUAAUAUAUUUUCAUUUGGAGACAUAAAUGCUAGUAACCUUUUGUAUAAAUUAGAUCAAAUUUAAAAUUAUUUGACUCCUCAAGAAGAAAGAGUCUUUUAAUUUUUUUGGGACGGAGGGGGGUAGACGGCUAGACUAGACUGCACCAGUUCACCCCAUGUGCAGAUAUCGUUUUUAACUUUCCACAUGCGACCAAUCCCAUAGGCUGCUAGGCAGUACUCCGUAGUGACCAGACCAUCACAUAGCAACAAUCAAGUUAUUCCUCGCCAUAGGUCCUCCAACAUCUCAUCAGCAGCUUCCAGCCGGGCCGAUGGACGACCCUUCUUCAACAUUCUGGACGCUGGCACGCUGCCAUCAUGGCCGUGACCACCACUUUUUGUUGUGCACUGCCGUCGUGGUUGCGCAGGUGCCAAACCAACUCCGCCACUGAAACACGGCAGUAAGUUCCCCCUAAUGGCCGUAAAGAAUCAUCGCCAAUUACUCAUCUAUCACAAAUCCAUCAGAAUUCAAAGCUCUCAUGUGGAGUAAUGCUUUAACUAUGGAAAAUAUUAGUCAAGAAUGCAUAAAUACCAAGUAACUGAUAAGAAUAGUUUCGUAUGAUGUGACCACAAAUAAAUUAUCACUGGUUCCUGAAACCCCAUCACUAUCCCACCUCCUGUUCGGCUAGGCAUAAAAGGCUGGCUGAAGCUGCUGGACGAAACACGAGUCCACCACCAGCUCAGCACCAGCCGCUCUCUUUGCCAGUCAACCGAACAGGAGCCCAGUCAUUAAAGUUCCAUUGGCAGCAGGAAUUCCAGCAAGCAGCUAUCAUGAUAAGGACGGCAUCCGUCCGUCCAAGAGGUUAAAGCAAACAGGUGCUCAUUCUGAAGCACUUGCAAACCUUCUCUUCGUCCACCUCCAUCCCCACAUACACUCCAUGGAUUUGCAUAAAUUUCUUCUCACAGCUCUGCUGCUUUCACUUCUGAACUAUGCAUCCUAUGCUGCCAAAUCAUGGCAAGAAGACUUCCUCAAAACUUGUCCAUCACAUAGAUGCAGCAAACAUCAUGGGCCAGAGAUCCGGUUCCCGUUUCGGCUUUCAACCCACCCUCAAUCAUGCGGCGCACCUGGGAUGCAGUUAUCAUGCUCUGGCCAUGACACAAUCCUAGAUCACCCAGUUCUUGGUUCCUGCAAAGUAAUUGCAAUAUAUUACAGGCAUCUUGUCAUGAACGUCAUCCCACUCGUGUACUCAUCAUCACGCUGCCCGCUUCAGAAGCUCAUCUCAACAAAUCACUCAACUGAUGUGUAUAGACCUGUCCAGUUGGCUUUUCGUGAUUCAGUACUAGUAGGUUGCUCAAUUGAUUCUGUAGCAACAAAUCAAGAAGAUAUAGUUGGCCCAAGCUCUUGCCUAAGCCUUAGUAACAAUGCAAACCAGUUCUGGUAUCUGGUGCUACGUCAAACAGAUAUGUCUACUCUUCCCUUAGGGUGCGAGGUGGUCGCAAAAUCCAUCCCAAUACCCUACGCUUACGAUAGAAAUGGUCCAAAGUUCUACACAUUCUUUAACAAGCCACUCUUCAAAGAUAGGGCAAAAGGAGCAAUCAACUUGGGCGAAACACCAUUGAAUUGGAGCAUCAGCAGCAUUACCAGCAUUUGUCAAAGGUGUGAACAGGAAGGGAGACAUUGUGGAUUCAGUUCAAACCAUGGACAAGCAUUCUGCCUGAAUCACGGUUCGAAUGUCAAACUCAUUGCAGCUACAACAUCGGUAGCCACUUUUGUUGUUCUGGUGACCACUGCACUCUAUCUUUUAUUGAAGAAAAGAUAUAAUGAAGCAAUACAUUUGAAAGUUGAGAUGUUUCUCAAGACAUAUGGCACCUCCAAACCCACAAGGUACACUUUCUCCGAAGUUAAGAAGAUAGCAAGACGGUUCAAGGAAAAAGUAGGCCAGGGUGGAUUUGGAAGUGUUUACAAAGGACAGCUACCAAAUGGUGUACCAGUGGCAGUCAAGAUGUUAGAGAACUCUACAGGCGAGGGGGAAGAUUUCAUCAAUGAAGUAGCAACCAUUGGACAAAUCCACCAUGCAAAUAUUGUCCGCCUCCUAGGAUUUUGCUCUGAAGGUACAAGACGCGCGCUUAUUUACGAAUUCAUGCCUAACGAGUCAUUGGAGAGAUAUAUAUUCUUGCAUGAUUCCAGUAUUUCCCAAGAGCUUCUAGUACCUCACAAAAUGCUAGAGAUUGCUAAAGGCAUUGCUAGAGGAAUGGAGUACCUACAUCAAGGAUGCAACCAGCGCAUCCUCCAUUUUGACAUCAAACCCCACAACAUCUUGCUGGACUACAGCUUCAAUCCAAAAAUUUCGGAUUUUGGCCUUGCUAAACUGUGUGCAAGGGACCAAAGCAUUGUUACCUUGACUGCAGCAAGAGGCACAAUGGGCUAUAUUGCCCCGGAGAUAUAUUCUCGGAAUUUUGGUGGGAUAUCAUACAAGUCAGAUGUUUACAGUUUUGGCAUGCUGGUGUUAGAGAUGGUGAGUGGACGAAGGAACUCAGACCCAGGUAUUGAGAACCAAAAUGAGGUUUACCUCCCGCAGUGGAUCUAUGAGAGAGUAAUCGCUGGGCAAGACAUGGUACUUAAUAGGGAAAUUACAGAAGAGGAGAAAGAAAAGGUGAAGCAGAUGGCCAUUGUGGCACUCUGGUGCAUUCAGUGGAACCCCAAAAAUCGUCCAUCAAUGACAAAGGUGGUAAACAUGCUGACAGGAAGGUUGCAGAAUCUACAUAUACCACCUAAACCUUAUAUCUAGUCUGAACGCCGUCCUAUGCCAUAAAACAUGGAGGACUUCUUUUUGUGGAAGUUUAAAACAUAGAGUACCAUGAUUUAGCAAGCAUGGUCAGGAGUUAUGCUUAAUUUCACUUGUGAACAUCUGAACAUAGUAAUGCCUAGACGUAGCAUACACUUUAUUUGGAUCAUUCCAGUGUAUCAGGUCACAUGAGUGUGCCUUUGUCAGUCUUUGCUGUGUAAUAACUUAAUUUGAAACAUAUCACAUCGAAUUUGGUUUCCAGUGUCAUGGUUCAAUUGUUGAGAUUA